AAUAAUCAAUAUGAGCUUAAAACAAUUAUUACAUUUUUCACAGAUAAAAGGCGAUGAAAAUGACUUUGAGGACAGGAUUCAUUCUUCUUCUCUUGUCGCUUGGUAAGUUAAUCUCUUUAACAACAUCAUGAUCAGGUACUUCUAUACGUAUGGAUAUGUAGUCAUUUAUGUGUUUUAUUUUUGGGAUGUAGUUUUGGGAACAACAUAUGGGAAGGACAAUUCUCGAUGCAAAGACAAUCCGGGAAAAUCAGACAGAUGCUCCACCACAACUAACCCGACAACUACCACAGCUGCCCCAACAAUUUCCACAUCCAGCCCAACUACAACCACAGCUAGCCCAACAACUACCAAAUCUAGCCCAACUACCACCACAGCUGCACCAACUACCACAUCUACUACAACUACCACAGCUAACCCAACAACUACCACAUCCAGCCCAACUACAACCACGGCAAGCCCAACAACUACCACAUCCAGCCCAACUACAACCACAGCUAGCCCAACAACUACCACAUCCAGCCCAACAACUACCACAUCCAGCCCAACAACUACUACAUCCAGCCCAACAACUACCACAUCCAGCCAAACUACUACCACAUCCAGCCCAACAACUACCACAUCUAACCCAACUACAACCACAACAAGCCCAACAACUACCACAUCCAGCCUAACUACAACCACAGCUAGCCCAUCAACUACCAUAUCUAGCCCAACUACAACAACAUCUAGUCCAACUACAACCACAGCAAGCCCAACAACAACCACAUCAAGCCCAACUACAACCAUAACUAGCCCAACUACAACCACAGUUAGCCCAACAACUACUACAUCCAGCCCAACAACUACCACAUCUAGCCCAACUACAACCACAGUUAGCCCAACAACUACUACAUCCAGCCCAACUACAACCACAACUAGCCCAACUACCACCACAGUUAGCCCAACGACAACUACAUCCAUCCCAACUACUACCACAUCCAGCCCAACUACAACCACAUCUAGCCCAACUACAACCACAACAAGCCCAACAACCUAG
Gadus morhua (Atlantic cod) is the source of this 1036-nucleotide messenger RNA. RefSeq names its product mucin-2-like. The transcript has 2 exons. The record is from RefSeq and is a predicted model, not a curated record. Lineage: Eukaryota; Metazoa; Chordata; Actinopteri; Gadiformes; Gadidae. Bases 128 to 1036 code for a protein of 302 amino acids.